AUGAAACUCCUAUACAAAUCAAACCCGAGAACCUUGGUUUUGUAUUCCGAUACAUGCAGUUUGACAUUUAGAACCACGACUAAACAAACAAACGCUCCCAAGCCAACAGUCAACUUGGAGCUAGUACCGAACGGUAAUAUCACCCCGGAAGCUGGAUUUCGCACAUUGCUCCGAAGAGAAGUGUAUGGAUGUUUAGGGUUAAUUUAUGUCGACAAUCAAAUUUUCCUUUCCGUGAUCACGGGGGCCUUGACCAAUGUGGCUAAUCCUAUUAAGAAGGAAACGGUGGAUAAGAUAUACUCGGUGGACUUUGUGUCUUUAAACAAUAGUGAGUGGGACUUUGUUGAGUUGGACUCACAAGGUUACCCCGUGGUUACCAAUGAUGACGAUGAUGAUGCAAGGUAUAAUCGCGUCCAACAUCCUUGUUUUGAGUUUAGAAAGUUGCUUUCGAAUGGAUCGUUUUACUACUCAAAUGAUUUCGAUCUAACAUCCACUUUGCAAACCAGAGGCGUCAAUGAUACUCUUGACGAGUUGAACCAUUACAGUCCACAGUACAUGUGGAAUUCGUUCUUGAUGGACGAAAUGAUACAGUUUAGAUCUAACUUGGACAGUCACAAUAGAACCGUAUUGGAUGAAAAUAGGUUUCUUACUACUGUCAUUCGAGGGUUUGCCAAAACAGUUGCAAUGGGUCGUUUAGACUCAAUAACAAUCAUAUCAAAGCAAUCCUGUCGAAGAGCAGGGACUAGAUACAACACUAGAGGUAUAGAUGAUGAUGGAAACGUGGCAAACUUUGUUGAGACCGAAUUUAUUUACAAUAACCCUUCAAGAAAAUCCAUAUUCACCUAUACGCAAAUCAGAGGAUCAGUACCGACGUUUUGGGAGCAGGACUCGUCCUUAAUCAAUCCAAAGAUUACCCUCACCAGAUCCUUAGAGGCAACGCAACCAAUGUUUAAUAAACAUUUUGCAGACAUUGGGGAAAACUAUGGUGUAUGUCACAUUGUUGACUUGCUAUCAAAGACAAAAUCUUCAGAAGUGCAAUUAUCAAACAGGUACAAACAAUUGUACAAAAACUGCGACCGUAGAGAGGAGAUUGAAUACACAGCAUUUGAUUUCCAUGCGGAAACAAAAAAUGCAGGUGGGUUUGCCGGUGCAACUAGGAUUCUCCCUAAAUUGUAUGACUCCAUGCGUGAAUUUGGUUAUUUUUCGUACGACUUGGAGCACGAUCUGGUCAUCACUAGGCAGGAUGGCGUGUUUAGGAUCAAUUGCUUGGAUUGUCUUGAUAGGACCAACUUGAUUGAACAAGUUAUUUCCAGAACAGUUUUUGAAAACAUACUCAAACAGCAAACAACAUCUCACGGAAACGAGGCAAGAGAUCACGCCAUGAUUGAAAAUUUCCUCAUCAAGCACAAUGAACUAUGGGCCGAUCAUGGUGAUGCUAUAUCGCAAAUUUACACUGGAACCAAUGCUUUAAAGUCUUCGUUUACAAGAUCCGGGAAAAUGAAUCUUGCGGGUGCCUUGUCAGAUGUGACCAAGUCCGUUUCAAGAAUGUACCAAAAUACAUUUGUUGAUGGUAAGAAACAGUCAACGAUUGAUUUGCUACUUGGUGUUGGUGGCCCGCAAUCCAAAAAAGUCAAGAUUUACGACCCAGCGAGCGAGUAUGUUACAACGCAAUUGGAACAACAAUCGAAAAUCUUUACCACCGAUGCAAAUAUCAAAAUCUUUACUGGUACAUACAAUGUCAAUGCCUUGGAACCGCUGGCAAAUAUUGAUUUGACGCCUUGGUUGUUCCCACCAGAGAAUGAAGAGGUGCCUGAUAUCUACGCCAUUGGAUUCCAAGAGUUGAUUGAACUAAAUGCGGGCUCUUUUCUUGCUGGUGAUGUCACCAAACCGCAGAAAUGGGCAGCCAUAUUGAACCAACAACUAAACUCCCAACACGAGCAGUAUGUCUUGUUGCGAACUGAAUCGAUUGCAUCUAUGUCAUUAUUUUUGUUUGUCAAGAAAUCGUCAAUCGGGCAUGUGACUCGUGUGUCUGGAUCAUCGAAAAAGACUGGGUUAGGUGGCAUUGCCGCAAACAAAGGAGCAUGUGCGGUUCGCUUUGAGUACGGAGCUACAUCAUUUGCGUUACUUACAUCGCAUUUAGCUGCUGGAACCACCGCCAUCACUGAACGAUUCAAUGACUACACCACCAUCAUGAAAGGUUUGGUGUUUACGAGAAACUAUUCAAUUCAAGAUCAUGACCACGUGAUUUGGUUUGGUGAUUUGAAUUAUCGUAUCGACUUGCCCAAUGGACAAUGUCGAAACUUGAUUGAACAUGGGGCAUUUGACGAACUUGCUAGACAAGAUCAAUUGAAAUUGGAAAUGAGAGAUAAGGGAGCGUUUCUGACAUUCAAUGAAGGUGCAGUUAAAUUUUACCCCACUUAUAAAUUCGACAAGGGGACAUCAAACUAUGAUCUGUCGGAGAAACAACGUGUCCCCUCAUGGACUGAUCGGAUUUUGUAUCUCAGUGUGAAGAAGAAACGUAAUGAUUUGAAACAGAUGAAUUACAAUUCAGUCAUGGAUGUUUACUUGAGUGAUCAUAAGCCAGUGUACUCCACAUUUGAAGUCAAAGUGGAGUUUAUUGACAAGAUCAAGAAAUCAACAAUGGCAAAGAAUUUUUACAAAGAGUAUCGAAGAGAGCAUGGAAACUCGUAUGAUUUGGUAUCAUUAAACACGUUGUCACCAACUCCAUCGACAAGGUCAGUGUCAUCAAAGAAUGAGAGUUUUGUCAAUGAGGCGUUGACAGAGUUGAACUUGUUGGAUGAUUUUGAUCCAAACGCACCUAGCUUACCUGCACGACCAAAUCCAAACUCGACCGCGCCUAGAAGAGUGCCUCCACCACCAGCUACCAGAAAAACAACGGCAACAUCCAUUUCAUCACUGAUAAAGCAAACUAGUUCAUCAACGCAGCAGCAGUUACCACGCAAAUUACCCCCAUUGCAAUCACCACUACCAUCCAAUGGAAAUCAACAGCACGCAGCAGAGUCACAGUCCAGUGUUCAGACAUCACCCAAACCCAUGAAAGUCCCGAUUGGAUUCUCAUCAUCUCCAUUGAUCCCCAGCAGAUCCAAUCUGAACUCGCCAUCAAUUUCAAACUCACCCGUCUCUACACCAACUCAAUUAGACAACAACAAGCCAGUCAAGUCGCUGCACCAUGGUGAGUUGAAAAAGCCAAUGAUUCCCAAUAAGCCGUCCUCUUUGCAUUCGUCGAAAUUGAGAACCACCGAGAAUAAUGAUAGUGAUGAGGAUCUGGCUAAUGGGGGAGAGGAAAGGACGGUUUCUGGAAAUUCAACUGGACAGUCACCACCAUUACCUCCUCCUCCUCCUCCUCCUCCCGUGAGUCGUGCUAUGAGAACCAUGUCGGAUUGGCAACCUUUGGUACCUAAAUGA
Molecule: messenger RNA, 3423 nt
Organism: Lodderomyces theae
Lineage: Eukaryota; Fungi; Ascomycota; Pichiomycetes; Serinales; Debaryomycetaceae
Product: phosphatidylinositol-3-/phosphoinositide 5-phosphatase
Exons: 1
Coding region: 1-3423 (1140 amino acids)
Biological process (GO): phosphatidylinositol dephosphorylation
Cellular component (GO): cytoplasm; membrane
Molecular function (GO): phosphatidylinositol-4,5-bisphosphate 5-phosphatase activity; phosphatidylinositol-3,5-bisphosphate 5-phosphatase activity
Source: RefSeq, a predicted model, not a curated record